Molecule: messenger RNA, 3841 nt
Organism: Marchantia polymorpha subsp. ruderalis
Lineage: Eukaryota; Viridiplantae; Streptophyta; Marchantiopsida; Marchantiales; Marchantiaceae
Source: the annotation of a GenBank genome assembly
GCGGAGAAUGGCUUGGGGAAGCCAAAACUGGCGGCACUUCCAACUUGGCGGUUCGCCAUCUCUCCCGCGUCUUCACUCGAACGAGAGAGCGAACGAAUUCUGCCAGCGCAGCGUGCAAAUGUUGCAAUGGACCGAUGACUGAAUGAGUGAGUGAGUUACAGUAUAGUCGAGCUAUUGCGUUGAUCCGAGCGUGGUGCGAUUUCACUUGAUCUGUGCCCGGGACGUGGGAGGAAAUGUCCGGCUGAGUGGUUGGCAGUGCUUUGUACUGGAAGUGGCUUCCUGGGUCGUGUUUGUCCUAUGAGCUGGGAUUUUGAGGAAUUGAAGCCUUACUUUUUUAAUCAUGCAGAGUUGAGUGUAGCAAUUACAUUUUCGGAGUCCUGAAAUCGAGAAUAAGUGGAUCUGGAUUUCACUUAAAGAGGACGAAAUUGAUGGUUUUCCAAGUUUGAAACAUGUUGCACGAGUUAUUGUUGGCCCUUGUGGGCUGCACGGGCGAUGUUUUCAUGGAUGUUCGAGAGCAGGCUCAAGCUCUUGGGCUGAAUGGGGACCAAGAUGACAAAGCAGACGUUGAAGAUGUUGGGGACGAAUGCACCUUUAGGCUGGCGCCAGACAUCUCUUUUCUCCAGCAAUCCGAAAGAGAGUUGUUGGAUCGUCUGCUACGCCUGGGCUUCUAUUAUCGAGAGCUUGAUCGAUUCGUCAUGCGGUCUCGAAAUCUAAGCUGGAUCAGAACACCAUAUCCAAAUGUAGACACUGUUACAAAUGCGGCAAGUGCUUUGGUCAAGAGAGAAAAAGCACCCAGUGUAUACAGGAGAGCCCUGGCAAAUGGUAUCGCAGAAGUUUUGGCUGUUUACAGAUCAGCAGUCCUGAAGGUUGAACAGAACUUGCUAUCGGAUCCUGUACCUGUACUGGCAAGUGUCACACAAGGUCUACAUCAGUUUGAAAUGCUGCUGCCACCGUUGUAUGCUUUGGUACGUGAAGUUGAACGAGAAGAACUGAAGGGUGGUCGUCUUCUCAAUCUGCUUCAUGCAAAAUGUCAUUGUGGAAUUCCAGAACUCCAGGCAUGUAUGCAAAGGCUACUUUGGCAUGGGCAUCAAGUGAUGUAUCGGCAACUUGCAGCCUGGAUGGUUUAUGGGCUAUUGCAAGACCAACAUAUGGAGUUCUUUAUCAGCAGGCGCCAAGACUCCGAAGGCCAAAAUGGACUUACAGACGCGGAAUCGCUAGCCGAGAAAUCAGGAUCUCGUUCAGCUGAAGAUGCUCGCUUAGCUGAUUGGCACACAGGUUUCCACGUUUGUCUUGACAUGUUGCCAGAGUACAUGCAGCUUUCUGUAGCGGAGUCCAUUCUAUUUGUGGGCAAAGCAGUGAGGGUCCUUCGCAAUCCAAGUACUUCUUUUAAACUCCAACCGGCAGGUUCACAGCGGCCGAGCUCUAAAGAAUCACAGAGACCUGAUGGAGUAUUGAUGCAAUUUGUUAAGGACUCACAUUCAACAAGAGCAGCCUAUCAAAGAGUUGAAUUGUUACCUCAAGAAGAUGCCGACAAGAUAGCCUCUGUGCUUCGAGAUUUGAAGGAGUCUCGUGAAUUUCACAAAAUGGCAGUGGAGCGUGCUGUUGAUACCAUACGGGCUAUUGCAGCAACUCAUCUUUGGCAGCUGGUUGUUGUGCACGCUGAUCUUCUGGGUCACCUGAGAGCUCUGAAGGACUAUUUCCUUCUUGCCAAAGGAGACUUCUUCCAGUGCUUCUUGGAAGAAAGUCGGGGUUUGAUGCGACUUCCUCCACGGUCAUCAUCCGCUGAAGCAGAUCUUAAAGUUCCCUUCCAACAGGCAGCAAUCAAAACAAUCGGUGACGAUGAUAAAUACUUCUCAAGAGUAUCCCUGAGGAUGCCAAACUUAAGUAAGACAACAUUGAUGGGGAGUUCACAAGGAGAUCACCUGAGACAAAGAACUGAUAGUGCUCUCACUUCAGUAAUGAAUGCAUAUGGUGAUUCAUCAGCUGGUCCUGCGUAUGACGGAUGGGAUGGCCUUGCGUUGGAGUACAGUAUCGACUGGCCAUUACAGCUUUUGUUCACACGUGAAGUUCUAGCAAAAUAUAGCAAAAUUUUCCAGUACCUUCUUCGACUGAAGCGGAUACAGUUAGAACUGGAGAAAUCCUGGGCAGAAGCUAUGCACUACGAUAGAGCGGAUUCUGCCAAGCAACGAAAGGAUCCAGAGAACGGAGAUUUUGCAAGUCAACGUCGACAGCUGCGGAUGCCCAUGUGGCGUGUACGGCAGCACAUGACUUACCUCAUAACGAACUUGCAGUUUUAUAUACAGGUUGAUGUCAUCGAGUCACAGUGGAAUCUUCUCCAGGAGCGAGUCGAAGCAUCCAAAGAUUUCACGGAACUUGCACGUUUUCAUCAGGAGUAUUUAUCUGCUUUGAUUUCACAAUCUUUUCUGGAUAUCGGAUCUGUUUCAAGAAUUCUGGACAGCAUUAUCAAGCUAUGCCUUCAACUCUGCCGUGUAAUAGAACAACAGGAAGGAACCCCAAGUGCGUCUGAAUUAGAACAGAUUACAGAGGAGUUCAACAAGAAGUCGAAUUCCCUGUAUACCAUAUUAAGAAGCAGCAAGCUUGCCGGUAGUCAGCGUGCCCCGUUUCUCCGCCAAUUCCUUCUUCGAUUGAAUUACAAUUCCUUUUUCGAGGCCACUGCUAGGGGGGCUCUGAACAUGGCUCGGCCUACUCUUGCACACAGGUGAAGCGUUCAAGACGGAUCGUCUAGGAAAUCACCGAGGGCAUGCAUGGGUUUCUAAGAAGACAAGCUCUGCCAUGCAAGCAAAGAUCACUCGGCUCUAGCCAGUAGGUGAACGACUGUAAAAAGCUGAUGUUGCCGAGAUGAACUUCUCUCGUGCUUCAAAAAGGAAGUCCCGAGUGGUCACCGAAAAGUCUGCAAGUGCAAAAGUCCUAGUCUAAUUGGUGUGUUGUGGAUAGACCUUGGGCUCACCAACCGACGUCACACCCACUGCACAGAAAUUCCUCUUUCAUAGUGUGCAUGCAGCUAGCCGGGGCAACGACCUCGGAACCAAAGUCCCAUUGGAAUUAGAGGCAUGUCUCCUCAGCUUUGUACAAUCUUGUCCAGCACUGGGAGUGUCACUGUAUCUGUGCCACUCAUCAGCAGCCAAGGAACUGAACGACGAUCCAAGGGAAUCCUCCUGUCGUGGCGACCUCGGACAACUAGACGAAGCUUCAAGUACUAACUGCAAGCACGCCGUGUCAAUCAAUGGACAUGUAGAGUAGAGACCGAAUGGCCUCUGCCUAGUGGUUCAGCAAUUCAGCCCUGACCCUUCUUCUGUAACACUGGACGGUGCAAGCAAUGGGUAGCUGGCUGCCAAGUGCUGGGGGACCAAUCCACAGGCCACAGUUUCGUUUGGAAGGAUUUGUGUCCGAAGGGAACGGAAGAUCAGCUGUCCUCGUCCAUUAUGACGAAGCUGUUAAAAUAAAGGGUGACGGCAUCGAUAACGGAGAAAAAGUCUUGCCCCCACUGAAUGUUCUCCACCAAUUUCCAUGCGUUGCGGUGAAUGUUUGCAGUUGAUGGAGCAUGGUGCGUUCACCGACGAGUUCCAACAACGCACGGCACAAUAUUCCACACCGUCUCAGUAUCCGGAUCGUCCCCUCGGAUAUCCAAAUGCCGUACCUUCCUGAAAUCACGAAUCACUUUACGAGCAGAAAAGCAAAGGAUCAGAAGAGGUGUCCUUUUUGCCGCAGCUACAAAUUAGGUUCCCCCACUCAAAGAAAAAUUGCUGAGCAGGGCAAGAGGUUCCACGCAUCCGUCAUAUGACGCAUGCACCGCCAGGCCAUCGGUGCCAAGCCCGUCGAC